Cylas formicarius (sweet potato weevil) is the source of this 1536-nucleotide messenger RNA. RefSeq names its product carboxypeptidase B-like. Gene Ontology annotation, molecular function: zinc ion binding; metallocarboxypeptidase activity. Bases 36 to 1430 code for a protein of 464 amino acids. NCBI's taxonomy places the organism in Eukaryota, Metazoa, Arthropoda, Insecta, Coleoptera, Brentidae. The record is from RefSeq and is a predicted model, not a curated record. The transcript is spliced from 6 exons. Gene Ontology annotation, biological process: proteolysis.
ACGGGGACGUAGGCCCACGCGAAUCCCCAUUCGAGAUGAAUCUGCGUUGGCUUCUGGUGUUCGCGUUUUUAUUAGGGGUGUUUGCGGGAAACGCGAGCGGGAGAUCUGCGGCCAGAAUCGCGCCACGAACCUACAACAAUGACAGCCGUUAUCAGAUCGAAGAUGUUUUGGAGAUAGAAGAAGAAAGACCUAAAUUGGAACCGGUUGUGAAAUCGAAUCAGCAAGAAUCAGAUGAAACUACGCCCCAAGGAAGGGUAUCCUACGACGGCUGUCAAUUAUGGAAAACUGCGGUGGACGAUGAUGACAAAAUUCGGCUGCUUGUUCGACUGAGAGACGAAGAAGACAUAACCAUGUGGGGCGGCAAUAGCUCAUCGAUUGACAUCCUGGUAAAACCAAAUUCCAUUGAGAAAGUAAAGACUGCGCUCAACCAAAAAAGUAUCAAUUACAAUAUAGCGAUUGAAGAUCUACAGAAAGCCAUCGAGGAAGAAAACCCCCCACUGGAAGAAGAUUUCGAUAACAGAAACGGACAUCGUUUGACUUGGCAGGCUUACCAUCCUUUAGAAGACAUUUACGAAUACAUCGAAUAUUUGGGGCAGACGUAUCCGGAUCUGGUUACGGUGCAAACUAUCGGUAGCUCGGUACGAGGUAAUCCCAUUAAAGUAAUCAAAAUUUCAAACGGUCAGACAGGUAACAAGGCCAUAUGGGUCGACGGAGGCAUACAUGCUAGAGAAUGGAUAACACCCGCAACUGUUACAUUUAUAGUUAACCAUCUGAUGGCGAACUACGAAAACGAACCAAAAUCGAUUCAAAACGUUGACUGGUACUUUGCACCAUUGCUUAAUCCAGACGGGUAUGAAUAUACCCAUAAGGUGGACAGACUGUGGAGGAAAAACAGACGCGGUUACGGAAGAUGUGCCGGAAUUGACCUGAACAGGAACUUCGGGUACCGGUGGGGUGGUCAAGGAUCCUCUAAAAACCCAUGCGCUGAAACUUAUGGAGGAACCGGCCCUUUUUCUGAACCCGAAACUGCGGCCAUUCAGAAGUUCAUUCAAGAAGCGACCGCGAAAUGGAAAGCCUACAUAUCGUUCCACUCUUACGGUCAAUACAUUCUGUAUCCUUGGGGAUACAACAGAGUAGUGCCGCCAGAUUUUCAAGAUCUGGAAGAUGUUGGACAAAAAGUAGCAGCUGCUAUAAAAAGUGUGGGAGGACCACAAUACACGGUAGGACCAGCAGGUAACACAUUGUAUCCUGCCGCGGGAGGUUCGGACGACUGGGCCAAAGGAACAAUGAAAAUGAAAUAUGCUUAUACUAUUGAACUACGUGAUAAUGGGAGAUAUGGUUUUGUGUUGCCCGCAAAUUAUAUACAACCCACAGCCAAAGAGGCACUGGCGGCAGUCAGAGUUAUUGCCGACGCUGUAAGUCGACUAUAAAGUCCAUAUAUGAUAAUAUUUAUUUUAGUUUUAGUUAAAAGCAGGUUAUAUAAAUGUGAUAGCCACUUUGGUUUUAUGUAAUAUUGACAUUUAAAAUAAAUAAAAA